AUGGAAGAUUCUCGUUACCUCAUGAAUCAAACGGAGCUUCUAGCUACACAUCAAGAUGAACUGAAACAGGAACUGUUGAAGUAUUAUCGAACAUCGCUCAUUAUUAGUGUGCUAAAACAAUCAGAUGCUCCCAUAUCCGUAGAACACCGAGCACUGUUGUCAAUGUACAAACACGACGGAGAUCUUCCUUUGGGACUAGAUCACAUACGUAACGUUGAUAUUAGCUAUCAUGAGCGGAUAGCUAUUGGCAAGUACAUCGAAGCAAAGAUCACCGAGCAAGUGCGUCCAUUCUUGGAGAAAGCAAAGCGAUUCAGUGGUGGCGAACUGGCGGAACUAUCUGUUACCCAGUUUCAAGAACACUACAAAAACCUUCAGCUCGAUCAAGAACGGCAAGAGCUGACGGAUAAGCUGGCACAGUUAAAAGUGCGCAAAUUGCAGCUUAUGAAAGCAUGUGCCGAAAUCCGUACCGGACCGUACCAGCGUAACAACGUCGAGCUGAAGCAUGCCGAGGCACGCACCAUGCAGCAUAAAACCGAAUUGUUCCAAAAGUUGAUAGCGAACGAGAUUGCGAACUGCACACCUCAUGCUGUAAAAGCUAUCAAAGAGGUAGCGGCUAACAUCAACACUUUGCUAGGUAAUGAUAGUAAAUAA
Molecule: messenger RNA, 651 nt
Organism: Anopheles maculipalpis
Lineage: Eukaryota; Metazoa; Arthropoda; Insecta; Diptera; Culicidae
Exons: 3
Coding region: 1-651 (216 amino acids)
Source: RefSeq, a predicted model, not a curated record